ACAGACACUAGGCAGCAAGAUGCCAUCUUUCUCAACACCAUUGUUGUACCUCUGCCUACUGCUGGUGCCGUGCCUUCUUCUCUUGCAAGAAGCACACGCGGCGCGCCAUGGAGGGAUCUCACUGAGGUCCCAACACAUUGCCCUCCUCCACUGGAAAGCUACACUUGCAAGCCCACCGCUGCAGAUGAGCUCUUGGCAGGAAAACACCAGCCCAUGCAACUGGACGGGCAUCAUGUGCGCGGCUGUUCGUCGUGGCCGCCGUAUGCCCUGGGUGGUGACCAGCAUCUCCCUGCCAGACGCUGGCAUCCAUGGCCAACUUGGUGAGCUCAACUUCUUGGCUCUUCCAUUCCUUACAUAUAUUGACCUCAACAACAACAGUCUACAUGGUCCAAUACCAGCUAAUAUCAGCUCUCUAUCAUCACUAUCUUGUCUUGAUCUCGGCUUCAACCACCUCAAAGGGAAAAUUCCUCAUGAGAUAGGUGCCCUGCAAAGUCUCACGCAGCUUGAUCUGUCAUUUAACAGACUCACAGGACACAUUCCUGCGUCUAUGGGCAACCUAACAAUGUUAACUGUUCUGGUCAUUGGCCAAACCAUGGUAUCAGGUCCCAUUCCUGAGGAGAUUGGAAGACUUGUCAACCUACAAGCUCUACAGCUAAGCUACAGCACUUUAAGCGGCAUGAUACCAAAAACCAUUGGAAAUCUAACCCAGCUAAAUACUUUGUACCUGUUUGCUAAUCUACUUUCAGGGCCUAUACCCCAAGAACUAGGCAAGCUAGUUCAUUUGCAAUAUCUUGAGCUUGAUAGAAAUGUUUUUUCAGGACCAAUUCCAAUCUUCAUAACCAAUCUCACUAAGAUGAACACACUUUUUCUCUUUGACAAUCAAAUCUCAGGUCCAAUACCCCCAGAACUAGGCAAGCUCGCUAUGCUAAACGGACUUGAUCUCAGCAAAAAUCAAAUAACAGGUCCAAUACCCCCAGAACUAGGGAACCUAACUAUGCUCAACGAAAUUUUUCUCGAUGAUAACCAAAUCACAGGUCCAAUACCUUUAGGAUUGGGCAUCUUGCUGAAUCUCCAGUAUUUAAGCAUGUACAACAAUCAAAUAUCGGGCUCUGUUCCUGCCAGCUUAGGGAAUAUAACCAAGCUAGUUCAACUAGCCCUCUUUGAAAAUCAGAUAACAGGUUCCAUCCCCCAGGAAAUUGGCAAUCUAAUGAACCUCGAAUAUUUAGGCUUGUAUCAGAACCAAAUUUCGGGCUCAAUACCUAAAACUUUUGGGAAGUUGCAAAGCAUGCAAGAACUGCAAAUCUUUGAUAACAAAUUAUCAGGUUCUCUUCCUCAAGAAUUUGGAGAUCUCGUAAGCCUUGUUCAACUUGGGCUAGGUAACAACUCCCUUUCAGGACCUUUACCAGCAAAUAUAUGUUUAGGUCGCAAACUUAAAUUUCUCCAUGUCUAUUCUAAUAUGUUCAAUGGCCCCAUUCCAAGUAGUUUAAAGACAUGUACGAGUUUGGUUAGACUUCAGCUUCAGAAGAACCAACUAACCGGAGAUAUAUCUCAGCAUUUUGGUGUGUAUCCACAACUCAUAGAAAUGCGCUUGUCAUCUAAUAGACUCUCUGGGCAGAUCUCACCAAAUCUAGGUGCAUGUACCCAGCUAACAGUAUUAUCUCUAGGAAACAAUAUGAUCAGGGGUUCCAUACCUCCAUUCCUUUCUAAAUUGUCCAACCUAGAACAACUAAGACUUGAUUCUAAUCAUCUCAGCGGUGAGAUUCCACCAGAAAUCUUUAGUUUAGCAAAUCUAUAUAGACUGAACUUAUCGUCGAACCAGUUAUCUGGAUCCAUACCUACACAGAUAGAAAAGCUGAGCAAUCUAGGGUACCUUGAUAUGUCCGGGAACAGACUGGGUGGAUUGAUACCUGAAGAACUAGGGGCAUGCAUGAAACUAGAGUCCUUGAAGAUCAACAACAACAACUUCAGUGGGAGUUUGCCUGGUGCGGCUGGAAAUUUAGCACGCCUGCAGAUCAUGUUAGAUGUGAGCAAUAAUACCCUCAGUGGCGUGUUGCCGCAAGAGCUUGGGAAGUUGGAGAUGCUAGAAUUUCUGAAUUUAUCGCAUAAUCAGUUCAGUGGCAACAUUCCAUCCUCCUUUGCAAGCAUGAUGAGCCUUUCAACACUUGAUGUGUCCUACAACGACUUGGAAGGACCAGUCCCAACAACAUGGCAUCUCCGAAAUGCUUCAGAAACUUGGUUUCUUCCCAAUAAAGGCCUGUGUGGUAACCUCUCUGGCCUGCCACCUUGUUAUUCAACCCCAGUGGCUGCUCACCAAAAAGGGAAAAUACUUGGUUUGCUUUUGCCAAUUGUUCUUGUGAUGGGUUUUGGCAUUGCUGCUGCAAUUGUUGUCAUAAUAAUACUUACUCGUAAGAAGAGAAAUCCACAAGAAAGUGUUACCGCUGAAGCAAGGGACCUAUUCUCUGUUUGGAAUUUUGAUGGAAGAUUAGCAUUUGAUGAUAUUGUAAGGGCAACAGAAGACUUUGAUGAUAAGUACAUCAUUGGAACAGGAGGAUACAGCAAAGUCUACAAGGCACAACUCCAAGAUGGGCAGCUGGUUGCUGUGAAGAAGCUUCAUCAGACCGAAGAGUUAAAUGAUGAAAGAAGAUUUCGUAGUGAAAUGGAAAUCUUAACACAGAUCCGACAACGAAGCAUUGUCAAAAUGUAUGGAUUCUGCUCCCAUCCAGUGUAUAAAUUUCUAGUCUACGACUACAUUCAGCAGGGAAGCCUCCACAGAAUAUUGGAAAAUCAGGAGCUAGCAAAGGAAUUAGAUUGGAAGAAGAGAAUUGCUCUUGCAACUGAUGUGGCUCAAGCAAUAUCUUAUUUGCACCACGAAUGCAGACCACCUAUAAUCCAUCGAGAUAUCACAAGCAACAACAUCUUACUUGAUACAUCCUUCAAGGCUUUUGUCUCGGAUUUCGGCACGGCAAGGAUUCUUAAGCCCGAUUCAUCAAACUGGAGUGCACUAGCAGGAACGUACGGCUACAUAGCUCCUGAACUGUCAUACACAUCUGUUGCGACAGAGAAAUGUGAUGUUUAUAGCUUUGGGGUGGUUGUGUUAGAGCUAGUGAUGGGCAAGCAUCCAAGGGAUUUAUUAGAUGGUAGUCUUUCUAACGGCGAACAAGCAAUAAUGGUGAAAGAUAUUCUGGACCAACGUCCGACAACACCAAUAUCAACUGAAGAGAAUAGCUUAGCUCUGCUCAUCAAGCUGGCCUUAUCUUGUUUGGAAUCUUCUCCCCAAGCAAGGCCAACCAUGCGGGGGGCAUACCAAACACUCAUCCAGCGACCAUCUUCUAGUUCAACUACCGUGCCUUUCAGCGCACUUACAUUACAACAAGGGAUGCAUGUUGACAUAAGGCCUCAAUCCUAGUGAGAAACCAGGGUCUACUGAAGCAGAGGCUGAUUCAGAUUUCUGAUUUUUUUACUCAAGUCACUGAUACACCACCUAUAUAUACCUCUUGUAUGCCAUAUGACAUGACAUGCCACACAGGAUGAGUUGAUUACUCAUUGUAAGUCUAUAUAUUUGUAGACUAUCCGGAUACAACAAAGAUCGCCGUUGUGUGCCCGUGGUUUUUCCCGCAAGGGUUUUCCAUGUAAAAAUGUGUGUCUUGU
Messenger RNA from Triticum aestivum (bread wheat), 3648 nucleotides. Its product is annotated as probable leucine-rich repeat receptor-like protein kinase At1g35710. The transcript is spliced from 2 exons. The record is from RefSeq and is a predicted model, not a curated record. NCBI's taxonomy places the organism in Eukaryota, Viridiplantae, Streptophyta, Magnoliopsida, Poales, Poaceae. Gene Ontology annotation, molecular function: protein binding; ATP binding; protein kinase activity. Bases 20 to 3406 code for a protein of 1128 amino acids. Gene Ontology annotation, biological process: protein phosphorylation.